Magallana angulata is the source of this 1039-nucleotide messenger RNA. RefSeq names its product stimulator of interferon genes protein-like. NCBI's taxonomy places the organism in Eukaryota, Metazoa, Mollusca, Bivalvia, Ostreida, Ostreidae. The transcript has 2 exons. Gene Ontology annotation, biological process: toll-like receptor signaling pathway; immune response; inflammatory response. Gene Ontology annotation, molecular function: transmembrane signaling receptor activity. Gene Ontology annotation, cellular component: membrane. The coding region runs from base 6 to 578 and encodes 190 amino acids. The record is from RefSeq and is a predicted model, not a curated record.
AAAUCAUGGGAGCAGAGAGUGCAAAUAUUCCCUUGAGAAAAGAUAGACCCCGAACAGAAAUAACUGAUAUGAAAGAAAAGUGUGUAUCACUAGUGACUGCCACUCAUAAGAAUACAUGUGACAAAGAAGAAAACUAUAAGAUGUGUUAUGAACUGCCUCCUGGUAAAAAGUAUCAUCUCUAUAUAGCUCAUUCGGCCGUAGACGAAACAAAGGUCAUACAAAUAUCCAACGACCUUGAGAAUAGAUUUAAUUUACGAUGCAUGGUACCAGUUCUUGAUUUUAUACCUGGAAAAUCGAUCAGAGAGAAUAUACAUGGCGAGAUGGAAAAAAGCGUCAAUGUUCUGCUUUUUCUUAGCCCUGAAUUUAUAAGUAGUUACUUUGGUGAUAUGGAAGCCCGGCUGGCGGUUCAAAUGGCCUAUGACCAGAAUUUUAAUUUAAGAAUAAUUCCUGUAAUUUUACGGGAUUUAAAUGGAGACAGCGAUUUACCACCGUUCUUAAAACCGUUCGCUUGCAUUGAUGCUGAGGAGGAAGACGACUGCCCUGCUAAAAUAGCCGAAGCAUUCUACUAUACAGCCUGAAUUUAAACAAAAAUUUUAUCACAUGUUAUACUAUGAAUGGAAUGAACAGCUACCUGGUAAAAGGACCAAACCCCAAUUGGAAUGAUCAUGUAAUGUGGAACAUCGUGUGUGUAUGAAAAGGAAUUAACAAAAAGCUAUUUAUAGUGAAAGUGAAAGACUUUGAAUAACAAAGUUACUUAUUAUAUAUCUGUCCUUAUGUGUUUGAUUUGGAAAUAUUGUUUUAAUGUGUAGAUUUAUUGUUUUGGAAUAUUAGAAAAUUUGCAAUAUUGUAAUAUACAUAAAAUACAAUUUCUCUUAUGCAUUAUUACGUCUAUCAAUCACGAUCAGAGCUGUUGGGAAGCAAUUGCAUUUCACAGUCAAAGUGUUUAUAAUCCAACAACAUUUUUUUAGGACCAGGGUAUAUUGUAUUGGACUUUUAGACACGUUUUUUGAUGUAAAACGUUACACUUAUGAUUUUAAAC